CAAUACUUCAGUUUCAGACAUUAACUGCCCCAUGAUAAGUUCAAAUUUUGUAUAUUAAUGUAUUCUUUUAAUUUAAAUUGUAAAAUUUUUACACUGGGGAGCUUAUAAAAGUGUUUAACGUUUUCUACUAAAUAUUUGUUAAUUAGGGAGCAAUAAGUUGAAUGUGAUAUAUAAAGAUGCCAAGUGCUGUGGGCAUAGUUGAUACUUCACACCCUGCCAACAAUAUCAAGAUGCAACUUGAGUGUUUGGAAUUGGCCGGGUGCACCCUGGACCGGCAUAUAAACGCCGAUAAUUCCCGCCCUUCCUUUUUAGAGAUAACUGGGAUAGCAGCUCAAAGAGUGCCAACAUGCAGUGGUCUAAAUGCCGGGGACUACAGAAACCUGGCUGCUCUACUCAAUCAUCCAAAUUUGUCCCAGCUGAAGACACUCAACAAGGUUCCACUACCACCAGAAAUUAUGGAACACUUUGCGCAUAUGCAAUGUCAUUGUCUAAUGGGAGUCUUUCCAGAAAUAAGUAGAGUGUGGCUCACGAUAGACAGUAACAUCUAUGUGUGGGCCUUUGAGCAUGGCACUGAUGUAGCCUACUUCGAUGGACUAGGGGAGACCAUAGUCAGCGUGGGCCUGAUCAAACCCAAGCCUGGAGUAUUCCAAAACUUUGUUAAAUAUUUGCUAGUAUUGACAACAACUGUUGAAAUUGUAGUCUUAGGAGUAACAUUUUCUUCAAGCAAAAAUGAAGGCGAUAAUUUUGAGGAGAUGCACUUAGUCCCUGAGCCUGUGUUUGUCCUACCCACAGAUGGUGUGUCAAUGAUGUCUGUCAAAUCUACGGCUAGUGGUAGAAUUUUUAUGGGAGGUAAAGAUGGGUGUCUUUAUGAAAUAACUUACCAAGCGCAGUUAGGGUGGUUUGGUAAACACUGUCAAAAGAUAAACCAUUCAACAAGUGCCCUUUCAUUCCUAAUGCCAUCCUUCCUAAAUGCAGCCCUGUAUGAUGAAGACCCCAUAGUUAAAAUUGAAGUAGACAAUUCUCGGAACAUUCUAUACACAUUGAGUGAGAAGGGAUGCAUAGAAAUGUUUGAUUUGGGGCAAAAAGGAGACAGUCUUAGCAGGGUGGUCAGACUGACACAAGGAAGGAUUGUGUCUUCUGCAGUUGAUAUAGUGAAAACUCUAGAACCAACAAACUUCAAACCUGUAAUAGCAAUCUCAGCAGUUGAUGAGUCAGAAUCCGAACAUUUCAACUUAGUGGCCGUCACUCAAGCUGGAGCACGGCUGUACUUCACCACUGAAGGAGGAGAUCCCGGGCAAGGAGGCCCCUCGCGGCCGCAGUACCUCACGCUGAUGCACGUGCGCCUGCCCCCGGGCUUCACGCCCAACGCUUCGGUGCUCAAGCCCAAGCAAGUUCACAGUGCCGUCUAUGAGAAUGGAACUCUGCUCAUGGUGUGUUCCGCCGGCGGAGGCGAGGCGGAGACCCUCUGGUGCCUGUCUCGAGCCAUCCCCGGGGCCGGGUUCAGCGAGGCCCACACUCUGCUCGCGCUCGACGGGCCCGCCUGGGCGCUCACGGCGCUGCCCUCGCACCAGACCGCACAUUUAUCCCCAGCUUUAGUGACCAAAAAAGACCCUUGGAGCGUGUCCCGCUGGGCCGUGGUGACGGGGUGCGGCGCGGCGUGCGUGGCGGCGGGCGCGGCGCCCGACGUGCUGCGCACGCUGCUGCGCGACUGCCGCGGGCCCGACGCGCAGCCCGUCAAGGACUUCUUCCAGUUGCACGGUGUAGAGCAGGCGUGCGCCUGCGCGUUAUACCUGGCGUGCGAGGAGACAAACAGCGGGGACAUGUCCAUAAGCGAGUGGGCGACCCGCGCCUUCUUCCUCUACGGCGGGCAGGUCACGCAGCACCCGCAGCCCAUGUUCCAGCCCAACUCGCAAAUGGCGUCCACGAUAGCUUCACCAAAGUUUUCGCCACGUCAAAUGUCAACGCCCAUGAACGCGCCGAAGGGCCGGCCGAACCAGUUCCCACAGAGCCCAACCGGCAACUUGAAUCAGUCGUACCAACUGAACCGCUCGUACCCACGGUCCCCUGGCCAGCAGAUGAUGCCACAGUACCCUCAGAGUCCGGGCUUCAACCAAAGUUUUGGGGCGAAUGUGACCCAACAAGUGAGGGACCCGAGCUACCCCAUACAGUUUGAGUUUAGCGCAAAACACAAUGGAGCGUAUAUUUAUGUUGGCAAGAUUCUGUCCCCAAUUUGGAACCAGAAAUGCGUCUCGAAAUCGCAAAUGCCUGAUAAGAAGGAAUUUAUGUCAAGCCGGGUGACGGGCGAGGACUGCGCGUUCAUAGUGCAAAAACUGCAGCGCGUGGCCGCCUUUCUCCAACGCGCCGUGCCAUCGCAGCAUUCUGACGAAAACUCCUCCUUGCAUGCCUUGAAACUGUUUGUCACAAUGGCGAUAGAGAUGCUCAGCCUGUGGAAGGUGCUUUGUGAACACCAGUUCCACGUUAUUGCGGCGAGUCUACCCCCGGAGCAACAGAGCGCGCUACAGGCCGCCAGCUUUAGGGAGCUGUUAGUCGGCGGGCAGGAAGUAGCCUGUCUCCUGCUGGAUUCUCUAGUGGCCGGCUACCUGCGCGACAACGCCUCCGUGGACGGUAUCUCCCACAAACUGAGGCAGUUGUGCCCCACGCUGUACAGGCAGGAAGAUGCUACAUGUUCGAAGGCUAACGAAUUAUUAAUAUUCGCCAAGCAACAGAAGAAUCCCGCAGAGAGAGAAGAAAUGUUGCAAACUGCACUGAAACUCUGUAAGGACGUGGCCCCGAACGUGAACCUGCCGCUGGUGUGCUCGAAGCUGGUGGCGGCGGGCUUCUACUCGGGCGUGGUGGACCUGUGCGCCGCGUGCGCCUGCAAGCUGGACCCGCAGGACAAGGCCGUGCACUUCUACCGGAGCGACCAGCCCAGCCAGGACCGCGAGGGACAACUUAUAUAUUAUAGGAGAAUGGAAAUAUACCGCGAAGUGUGUAAUGCUUUGGAGAGACUGUACGAGAGCAGUUCAGACAACAACGCCAAUGAGACUGGCGUGCUGAACACUUCUCAGGGUCACUCCGCUAAUGACAACACACUCAGUAUGUCGGCUGCCGACGCUAACUUUCAGGGAAGGAAACUCGUUUGGGACUGUCUUUCACGCGAUGACGAGCUACUACACGUGGCCGUAUAUGAAUGGCUAGUCAGUAAAAACUUAGGAUCAGAAUUACUAUCACUGGGUACCGCUCCGCCGGACUCUCUCCGCACAUACCUGAACGCGGCCGCGCGGACGGCCUCACCGCCCGCGGCGUUACAUCUACUGGAUCUGCUCUGGAAGGUUCUGGAGAAGAGCGGGGACCAUCUCGGCGCUGCGACCGUGCUAGAGGGGCUUGCCACUAGACCCGGGUCGGGCGCGACGCUGGCGGCGCGCAUGGCGUGGCUGUCGGCGGGCGUGGUGUGCGUGCGCGGCGCGGGCGCGGGCGGCGGCGAGCUGCUGCGGCGGCUGGAGGAGGCGGCCGAGGUGGCGCGCGUGCAGGCCCAGGUGCGCGCCGCCGCCGCCGCGCUGCCCCGCGCGCUGCGCCCGCCGCCGCCCCUGCUGCAGCGCCUGCACGACCAGCUGCUCGACAUCACGCAGUUAUACGAAGAAUACGCCGACCGCUACAACCUCUGGGAGUGCAAGCUCGCCAUCGUGCAGUGCUCGGGCCACAACGACGACCUGCUGGUCGAGAACAUUUGGAGCAACAUUCUCGCGGAGGCCGAAGCGGCGGCGCGCUCGCUGCCUUCGCCCGACGACAGGCUGGCGUCUGUCCUCAGCAAACUCACUACUUUGGGACGGGAAUACGUUAAUACGGGACACUGUUUCCCACUAUAUUUUAUCGUCCGUCAGUUAGAAAUAUUGGCAUGCAAGCUACAAGCAGACCAAGGCAUGGUGUUUAGAACAAUUCUGAAUAUUGGAGUUUCUAUUGAACAAGUUUUGGAUAUUUAUAUUAAAUUGGUGAGCGUGAACGAGCGCGUGUGGCUGGGCAGCGGCGACGAGACGCACCUGUGCGGCGCGGCGGCGCGGCUGCUGGAGGCGGCGCGCGCCGAGCUGGCGCCGCUGGCCGCCGCCGCGCGCCGCCGCGCCCGGGCGCGCUGCAAGGACCUGCACGAGGCAGCCGUCUCCUCUCUACAGGCACGACCGAACACGCAGCGACUCAUCGACCGGCUGACCGCGGCGCAGGCGCACCUGGACCGGAUGGAUUGAUGCUAACUCCUAGUCUAUUACCCGUAUCCAAUUUUAGCUCCGUAAGUUAAUAUUUAAUUAGCAGUUUAGUAAUUUUUCCCAGUCUUGACAUUUUCGCUUUCCAUUUUAAUCUAAACUUUUGUUAAAAGUCAGAUACCCAAUAAAAGACAGCAGUGACUGAAAUAUUUUUAUUUCAUAUUUUACACUUUCUUUGGUAGUAAAUCUACAGCUACGUAAACAAUAAAAAAUUUUAUACAAUUAUUACCAACUUAUUAUUUAAAUUGUCACAUAUUCAUACUACCGAAUAUAAGAAUACUUACUAAUGAUAGUUAGUUAUUUUAAUGGCAGUGAUAAGUUAAUUAUUGCUAGACCAUAUACUGUAAAAAUGAAUACAAAUUGCAGACAUAAGAUGAUAAUUUGAUCAAUUUCUUGUUAGAUCGCCACAAUAUGUAUAAUGUCAAUGAGUUAGUUACGUCAAUCAUGUGCAUGUUUAAAUGAGAUAAUAAUAGCCGAAGUGAUUAUUGGUCUCGAAAACAUUGAUGAUUUCUAUUUUUGUAAAAUAAAUGAUUCUUCAUUUAA
Molecule: messenger RNA, 4796 nt
Organism: Cydia fagiglandana
Lineage: Eukaryota; Metazoa; Arthropoda; Insecta; Lepidoptera; Tortricidae
Gene: Nup154
Product: nuclear pore complex protein Nup154
Exons: 25
Coding region: 177-4238 (1353 amino acids)
Biological process (GO): RNA export from nucleus; protein import into nucleus; transcription-dependent tethering of RNA polymerase II gene DNA at nuclear periphery
Cellular component (GO): nuclear pore; nuclear pore inner ring
Molecular function (GO): structural constituent of nuclear pore
Source: RefSeq, a predicted model, not a curated record